AUGCUCCCAAAACUUUCACUGCUAGCUCUGACACUAUCAGUCGCCAACUCGGCCUCUAGGCAAGCUGUUCUCAAGCCGUCACUACCAACCGUACAAUCAGCGCCGCACUGCAAAAACAUACCAGGAGAUGCCGGAUGGCCACAGCCUCAGACCUGGUCCAAGCUAAACAAAACAGUCAACCGGCGCCUAAUUGCUACGGUUCCUCUUGGUUCCGUGUGUCACGACCCAAACUACGACGAGGUCAAAUGCAAGCAGUUGGCUGCCAAUUGGGGCCUUGCCCAGCUUGAUGUUCCCGAGCCCGCAGAGUUCAUGUCCGCGUAUUUCCAAAACAACAGCUGCACGCUCUUUUCACCGAGGUCUGCGAAGUGCGAGUUGGGAAACUACGCGUCUUAUUCCAUCGACGUUCGAUUAAUCGACGAUGUCCGGGCCGGGCUUAAAUUUGCCCAAGAGCACAACAUUCGUCUCGUUAUCCAUAACUCCGGUCAUGACUUUUACGGACAGAGCACUGGCAAAGGCGCGCUUGCCUUGUGGAUGCAUAAUUACAGCGAAAAGCAGCUGAUCCCAAAAUAUUCGUCUUCAUACUAUGAUGGACCCGCGCUUCAGGUACAGACGGGCGUAGAGGGCGGUGCAGCGGCCGCGUUCGCGACAGUGCAUGGCUACACAGUCGUGUCGGGCGCCUGUCCGACAGUCAAGAUGGCAGGAGGGUAUCUCGCUGGCGGCGGCCACAGUUACUUGGCCGGCACGUACCGCUUCGCCGCUGACAACGUCCUGGAGUGGGAGGUUAUCAAGGCGGACAGCUCACUCGUGAUCGCGACGCCAUCUCAGAACCAAGACCUGUACUGGGCGCUCUCAGGUGGUGGUGGUGGUACGUUUGGCGUGGUGCUCUCGGCCACCGUCCGCGUCUUUCCUAGCGAGGUCGCCGCCAGCGCCGCAUUUUCAUUCACAGUCGGCCAAGUCGGCGGUGUCGAACAGUACUGGAACUCCGUCAGUGCAUUUCAUCAGCAUCUGAAGCCGCUGGUGGACCAAGGAAUCGUUGCCGAGUAUGUGCUAAGCAACGAGUCGCUGGUCGUGACCGGGAUCAUGGCGCUUGGGAGGUCGAGAGACUCGCUAAAGUCUCUACUCAAGCCCCUGACACUGGGUCUGAUGGGCGCUUCCGGAUCGUCGUUGACCCAGGAUAUACUAGCCGUCAAGUAUGCGCAGGCAAACAGCUACUAUGGGCUGUACAAGGACCAGAUCCAGCCGCAGCUGGAGGACCUGGUGUUCCCAGCGACCAUAGGCGGGCGAUUCAUUCCGAGGAGGUCGAUGAAUCAAAACUCAACCAGCGUCGACAAUGCACUCCGCCAAAUAGCUAACAGAGGUUACGUGUUCGCAGCGAUGGCGCUCAACGUCGUCAAUAGCGGGCGGAACCAAACUGCUCCGCCAAUCGCGCCCAACGCCGUGCAGCCCAACUUCAUCAGCGCGUAUGGCUCUCUGAUGAUCAACCCCCGCUGGUCUAACGAUUUGAUAUGGUCCGAGGCCGAGGUGCUCCAGAAUGAGCUGCUGGACGAGACCCUUGCCCUGUACGACGCGGCCGUUCCAGACGCCGGAGUGUACAAGAAUGAAGGCAACUGGGCGGAGAGGGACAUUAAGAAGGCUUUUUACGAUGGGACGUAUGAGAGGUUGGAGAGAGUCAAGAAGGAGGUUGACCCAACUGGGGUCUUUUACGGCAUCACGUCAGUUGGCUUUGACCAUUUCCAAAUGGACGGCAAUGGCCGCCUAUGUCGGAAGUAA
This is a messenger RNA of Cordyceps fumosorosea ARSEF 2679, 1770 nucleotides long. Its product is annotated as FAD-binding, type 2. Bases 1 to 1770 code for a protein of 589 amino acids. The transcript has 4 exons. Lineage: Eukaryota; Fungi; Ascomycota; Sordariomycetes; Hypocreales; Cordycipitaceae. The record is from RefSeq and is a predicted model, not a curated record. Gene Ontology annotation, molecular function: oxidoreductase activity; FAD binding.